This is a messenger RNA of Notolabrus celidotus (New Zealand spotty), 1328 nucleotides long. RefSeq names its product NADH:ubiquinone oxidoreductase subunit A9a (gene ndufa9a). The coding region runs from base 75 to 1220 and encodes 381 amino acids. Gene Ontology annotation, cellular component: mitochondrion. The transcript has 11 exons. Lineage: Eukaryota; Metazoa; Chordata; Actinopteri; Labriformes; Labridae. Gene Ontology annotation, molecular function: protein-containing complex binding. The record is from RefSeq and is a predicted model, not a curated record.
AUGUGCGGAACACAACAACGCGACAAAGUGACGUCUUUGUAUUUUGGCCCUCACGGUUUGCCGUAGUUGGAAAGAUGGCGACCGUGGCGCUGGUUAGCCGUCCUGUGAGUGUCCUUCCAAAGAUAUCAAGUAGCUGCUGCCCUGCUGUUCUGUCUGCAGUGUCCGUCUCCACAGUCCAGCAGAGGAAGCUGCACCAUGCUGUCAUCCCUAAAGGGAAGGGAGGACGCUCCUCCUCCAGUGGAAUAGCAGCAACAGUGUUUGGUGCCACCGGUUUUCUGGGUCGAUAUGUUGUCAACCGGCUGGGUCGUAUGGGCUCUCAGAUUGUCAUCCCUCACCGCAAUGAUCAGUACGACGUCAUGUACCUGAGGCCCAUGGGUGAUCUGGGACAGAUCCUUUUCAUGGAGUGGGAUGCCAGGAACAAAGACUCCAUCAAACAGGCGCUGGAGCACUCCAACGUGGUCAUCAAUCUGGUGGGCAGAGAGUGGGAGACGAGGAACUAUAAAUUUGAGGACGUCUUCGUGAGCAUCCCUCAGCAGAUCGCCAAGGCAGCCCGAGAGGCCGGCAUCACAAAGUUCAUUCACAUGUCUCACCUUAACGCCGACAUCCGCAGCCCGUCCAAAUACCUGAGGAACAAGGCUGUAGGAGAGACAGCAGUGAGGGAUGAGUUUCCUGACGCCAUCAUCAUGAAGCCCUCUGAGGUCUUUGGAAGGGAGGACCGAUUCUUCAACUACUAUGCCAACAUGCGCUGGUUCGGCAAUGCUGUCCCACUCAUGGCCAUGGGGAAGAAGACUGUGAAGCAGCCUGUUUAUGUGGUGGAUGUGGCUAAGGCCAUCAUAAACGCUGUCAGAGACCCCGAUGCUAACGGAAAGACAUACGCGUUAGUUGGACCCAACCGUUACCUCCUUCAUGACCUGGUGGAGUACAUCUACGCAGUGGCACACAGAUCUUUUGUGCCCUACCCCCUGCCCCGCCCUCUCUAUCACCUUGCUGCUUCCUUUUUCGCAAUGAACCCCUUUGAGCCCUGGACAAGUCCUGACAAAAUCGAGCGGUUUCACUUUACAGACAUGAAGUACCCUGGACUUCCUGGUCUGGAGGACCUUGGCAUCACUCCCGCCAGCGUAGAACAGAAGGCUAUUGAGAUUCUGCGUCGCCACCGCCGAUUCCGUUAUCUGGAGGCUGACCUGGAUGUGGCCAAGCCAGCAAAAACAGUCAAUUAUUAAACCCCAAACCCACUUCUCUAAGUCACGUGGACAGCCAGAGUGUGUCAGUAUGUCUAACUGCUCUUAAACUAUAUUGUGUAAAUAAAUAAAAAAUUAUCCUUCGAGGGA